AUGGAUGAUCAUUAUGGUGCUAUCAAGUUUGGCGAAUUCCGCAAGUACAUGCAAAACAAGCAAGCAAAGCUGAAGGAUCAGGAAAGAGCAUUAGAACACACUGCUACCCAAGAUACGCUACCACAGAUCUUUCAAGGGCUUUCGAUCUACAUUAACGGCUAUACGAAUCCGUCACAAAGCGAAUUGAGACGAUUGAUUAUCCUUCAUGGCGGGAACUACCAGCAUUACUUGAAAAAGUCAAGUGUUACUCAUAUCGUUGCCUCCAACCUGACGCAGUCAAAGUUGCACGAGUUCAGGGCGUACAAGGUCGUCAAGCCUAGCUGGAUCACCGACAGCAUUGAAGCCAACGAACUUCAGCCAUGGCCACAGUAUCGUGUUAUCGUCAAGGAGUCAGCACAAACAGAAUUGGUAUUCAAUCAACCUCAGCAACAGCAACCACUUCAACAGCAGCAGCAGCAGCAACAACCUGAAGGCAAGACGCUCAAUGCUGCAUUAUUGGCCAAUCCAUGGAACAAGGAGAAUACAUCAGCGCAACCUGGAUUUAUUGAAAAGUUCUACGAGUCUUCUCGUUUGCAUCAUUUAUCGACAUGGCGUGCCGAGCUAAAGGACAUGGUUGGGAAAAUGGAACAAAAGUACACCUUGGGAAAGCGAAAGCGAUCUUCAGGCCCAAGAAUUGUCAUGCAUGUUGACUUUGAUUGCUUUUUCGCAUCCGUGGGACUCUUGGAUCGGCCACAUUUAAAGGAAAAGCCUGUAGCAGUAGCACAUGGUCAAGGCCGUCAACAGAAUUCGUCGAGUGAUAUCGCUUCAUGCAACUACAUUGCACGAUCCUUUGGUCUUUACAAUGGGAUGCAUAUUGGUGCUGCCAAGAAAAAGUGUCCUGAACUUCAAGUGAUUCCAUACGAGUUUGAGAAGUACAAGGCCAUUUCGGAGAUGUUUUAUGAGACGCUCUUUGGAUAUGCCGAGCAACUGCAGCCUGUCAGUGUGGAUGAAGCGUUGAUUGAAGUGGAUGGAAGCAAUGGUGGUGACCCUUUGGAGCUCGCCAAGGAGAUACGCCAAGUGAUUCGAGAAAAGACGCAAUGUGAAGUUAGUAUCGGCAUUGGACCCAAUAUUCUUUUGGCACGUCUUGCUACAAAGAAGGCAAAGCCUGCUGGACAGUACUUUUGCAAAAAGGAUCAGGCCGUUGAGUUUUUGGCACCUUUGGAUGUAUCGGAUUUACCUGGUGUCGGCUAUCGUAUGGCAAGCAAGAUUCAAGAGGAUCUUGGUAUCAAUCAUGUGGGCGAAUUGGCAAAGAUCCCCUUGGGAAGAUUGCAACACUACCUUGGGCCCAAGACUGGAAAGAUGCUUUACAACUAUUCACGAGGCAUGGAUGAUCGCGAACUCCAAAUGUUUCAACAAAGACAAUCCGUCAGUGCAGAUGUCAACUGGGGUGUUCGAUUUGAAAACGAGGACCAGGUCAAGAAAUUUGUCAUGGAGUUGGGAGAAGAAGUAUCACGACGAUUACAGAAUAUUCAGCAACGUGGAAAAAGCAUCACUGUCAAGAUCUUACGGCGGCAUCCUAGUGCGGGUGAAGCAGCAAAACGACUUGGAUGUGGUGAAUGUGACAGCUUCUCCAAAAGCAUUGUUCUUGACCGGUUUACGGAUGAUGCAUCAGUGAUUGGUAAUCACGCAUAUCAAAUGCUAUCGUCUUUUGGUUUUGAUCCAGCUGAUUUGCGAGGCAUUGGUAUCCAAGUACAGAAACUAGAUAUUCGCAACGUUGGCAAGCAAAACACCUUACAAUUUGCUCCAAUCAAAGAGAGGACACCAGACAAGGAAGAGCGGCUACAGAUUUCACCAUUAUCCACUCCAUCUCCGGAACGACAACCAACAACCAUUAUUACAGCACCAUCAUCGCCAUCUAAACCACCAUCAUCUCUUAAUCCGACUACGACUCCAGUGGCAAAUGAGAAGCCUGUCAUCCAUGUUGAUCCAUCCAUUUUUGCCGAGUUACCAAAGAAUGUGCAAGAAGAUUUAUCAAAGACGCACAAGAUUGAAUUCUUGGACAAUACCACAUCCUCCAUCCAGGAUCCACAGCAACAAUCGCCAUCAUUACCACCGCAACAACAACAACACAUACAACAGCAACCAUCAUCACCAUCGCAACAACAACAACAAAAGCAACAACAACAACAAAAGCAACAACAACAACAAAAGCAACAACAACAACAAAAGCAACAACAACAACAAAAGCAACAACAACAACAAAAGCAACAACAACAUUCCGAGUCUUUUUCUUCUCAAUAUUUCCAUAUUUCUCAACCGGAUUUACCACCUUGGUCUCAAUUGGAUCCUGAAUUCUUACUUGCUCUUCCUGAACGCACAAGGAAACAAGUUUUGGAGACUUACAGUAAAACAAAAGCUCAAAAGACGACUACGACGACGACCAAUAACCAGCAUCAACAACAACAACAAAAGCAACAACAACAACAAAAGCAACAACAACAUUCCGAGUCUUUUUCUUCUCAAUAUUUCCAUAUUUCUCAACCGGAUUUACCACCUUGGUCUCAAUUGGAUCCUGAAUUCUUACUUGCUCUUCCUGAACGCACAAGGAAACAAGUUUUGGAGACUUACAGUAAAACAAAAGCUCAAAAGACGACUACGACGACGACCAAUAACCAGCAUGUGGAACCACCACCUCCGCCGCCGCCGCCGCCGCCACCACCACCACCACCACCACCACCACAGCCUACUUUACUCAGCCCACAUCGCCAACAGCAUGAAUUAUCACCAUCACGUACUGUACCUCCAAAUACCCCACGCAAUAGCCGACAGCGUAACUCAAGGAGGAUCAAAAAGGGAUAUGCAAGUCCUAGUGGAAGGGAACGUACAUUGACACAAAUGUUAAUGCCUGAUACCAGCCCUUCACGUCGUCCAUCCAGUCCUACUACAGCUGCUCGAAUGGCAAGGAAUGAAGAGGAAAUGCCACCUUGGGAUGUAAAUAUUUGGAACGAGUUACCACCCGAUCUCAAGCAAGAAAUCCUGUUUGAUUAUCGACGAGAAAAACGCAUGCAAGAACGACAACUUCGAGAUGAGCAUUUUCGUAAGGUGCAUGACAAGUUGAUGCAAUCCGAAAGUGCCCCUGCUCUUGCUAUUACCAUUCCCAAAGAACCUGAAUUGAUGGGCAAGCAUACGAUGCAUGAUAUUCGAGGAUUAUUGAAGCAAUGGGUGGAUGAAUAUCCCGAGCAUCCUGAAAAGGAAGAUGUGGAAACAGUGACACGCUAUCUAUGUGAACUCGUUCAAACCAGGUAUCUCGACAAGGUGCAAAUGAUUGUCAUGUAUUUGGUGCAUUUGACGGGUGGAAACGAUGCUUGGAAACCAUACAUUGAAACCAUGCAACAAAAAGUAUCCAAUAGUGUCCAAGAUAUCUACCAUUGUCCAAUAAAGUUCGAUUGA
Messenger RNA from Lichtheimia ornata, 3429 nucleotides. RefSeq lists its product as uncharacterized. The transcript has 11 exons. Gene Ontology annotation, cellular component: nucleus. Lineage: Eukaryota; Fungi; Mucoromycota; Mucoromycetes; Mucorales; Lichtheimiaceae. Gene Ontology annotation, biological process: error-prone translesion synthesis; error-free translesion synthesis. Bases 1 to 3429 code for a protein of 1142 amino acids. Gene Ontology annotation, molecular function: damaged DNA binding; DNA-directed DNA polymerase activity; deoxycytidyl transferase activity. The record is from RefSeq and is a predicted model, not a curated record.